Molecule: messenger RNA, 417 nt
Organism: Blastocystis hominis
Lineage: Eukaryota; Bigyra; Opalinata; Blastocystidae
Exons: 1
Coding region: 1-417 (138 amino acids)
Source: RefSeq, a predicted model, not a curated record
AUGAAGGUAGUGGUGGAGGGAAAAGAAGGCCGGAAAACGGGGAAAGUGACGCGCGGCGGGAGUUUCGAAGUGAAGGAGGUGAAGGAGGGAAAAGUGCGAGUGAAGGUGGAGGGCGGGAAGGGAAGGUGCGAAGAAAUCGAGCGGGAAAUUCGGAAGAACGAAGCGAAUCACGUGGUUUUGCAUUGUGAGGCGGAGAAAACCGCGGAAAUGGAGGUUUCGAGCGGCGGUUCUUUUGUGAUUCUGGCGAUAGCGAUGAUCGCACUGUUUGGAUUCAUGGAAAGAGAGUUGUUUUAUUGGAGUGUUUGUUGGAAUCAGGUGGAUUGGGGGAGUGGGGAAAAGGGGAAAAAAGUGGGGGAAACUGGGUUGUGGAAUGAAAUGGAGUGGAGUAUUCAUGAAUCAAGGAUUUGUGGUCAAUGA